AUGGAAUCAGCACUCCAAUUAAAACCAAUCUAUGGCUCCAAGGUGUUUAGAGAGGCUGUUAUCAGAAUGAGGCUUAAUAAGAAGAUUUACCAGAGCUAUCUCAAGACAAUUGAAUCAGGAAGCUCGUUAGAUAACUCUAUUGCUCCAGAUGUUGCAAAAGCAAUGAUGGAAUGGGCUAUUGAGAAUGGAGCAACACAUUACGCUCACUGGUUCUUACCAAUGACCGAUGUUACAGCAUGCAAACACGAUUCAUUCUUUACACCAACAGCUAUUGGCGAAUCUACUCUCGAAUUCCCACCAAGUACAUUAGUCAAAGGCGAACCAGAUGCCUCAUCUUUCCCAUCUGGUGGCUUAAGAGCCACAUUUGAAGCAAGAGGCUACACAACAUGGGAUCCAACAUCUCCAGCCUUUGUAAGGGAUGGCACAUUAUUCAUUCCUUCCGUUUUCGUAUCAUACAAUGGCGAUGCCCUCGAUAGAAAGCUUCCUUUGCUCAGAUCUAUUGAAGCACUUAACAGAGAAGGUCUUAAGUUCAUCAAGUUCUUCAAAGGUCAAGAGGAUGUAAAGAGAAUCACAGCAUCAGUAGGUGCAGAACAAGAAUAUUUCUUAAUCGAUAGAAAACAUUACGAAGAAAGACUUGAUCUCAAGAUGUGUGGUCGCACACUUCUCGGUGCCAGACCACCAAAGGCCCAACAACUUGAUGACCACUACAUGUCCGGUAUCAAGAUUCGUGUUUCCGAUUUCAUGAAACAGCUCGACCACGAAUUAUGGGAACUUGGUAUUCCAGCAAAGACAAAACAUAAUGAAGUCGCACCAUCGCAACACGAACUUGCCCCUGUUUACGAAAAUGUCAACAUUGCAGCUGAUCAUAACCAAAUGACAAUGGAAUUAAUGCGUACAAUUGCCAAGAAGAAAGGAAUGGCCUUACUUCUCCACGAAAAACCAUUCUCCGGUGUAAACGGCAGUGGUAAACACAACAAUUACAGUAUUGGCACAGAUACAGGCGUAAACUUACUUCAACCACGUGACAAAUCCGAAGAUGAUGGUUUAUUCCUUCUUGUUCUUUGCGCAUUCCUUCGUUCUGUUGACAAAUAUGGAGAUUUGAUCAGAAUGUCCGCAGCAUCACAUUCAAACGACCAGAGACUUGGUGGUUUCGAAGCUCCUCCAUCAAUUGUUUCCUGCUUCCUUGGAGAAGGAAUUACAGCCCAGCUUUUGGCAGCAGCAAAUUCAGAUCCAAAUCAACCAAAGCGUGAAAAAGGCAAAAUGUCAAUUUUACCAUCAAUUCCUGAUUUAUCAUUAGAUGACAGUGAUAGAAACAGAACAUCACCAAUGGCUUUCACAGGAAACAAGUUCGAAUUCAGAAUGCUUGGUUCAUCACAAUCAUUAGCUGUUGUCAAUACAAUUCUCAACUCAGCACUUGCAGAAUCUCUUGGAUAUUUCGCAGAAAGACUCGAAAAAGCUGCAGAUAAAGAUGCUGAGAAACAGAAACUCAUUGAAGAAACAAUGACAAAACACGGAAGAAUCAUUUUCAAUGGAAAUAAUUAUUCCAGUGAAUGGAUUGAAGAAACUAAAAAGCGUGGAUUACCAAUUAUUAACAACACAAUUCAAGCUAUUGAAGCUUUGUUGGAUAAGAAGAACAUUGAGUUGUUCGAGAAGAUGAAAGUUUACACAGAACAAGAAUGUCUCGCAAGAUACGAAGUUCGUGUUGAAAACUACAUCCAAUCUGUUUCAAUUGAAGCAGAAACAUUGUUGCAUAUGAUGAAGAGACAAAUUUUACCUGCAAUUAUUAAUUACACAGGAAAAGUCGCUGAUUCAUUCAACAAGAUAAAGAAGGCUGGAUUCACAAACAACACUUUGUUGCAAACAAUUCAGACAUUGCAAACAGCAAUUGAAUCAAUAGACAGAAAAGUUAAGGAUCUUGAAGGUUUAAUUGCUCAAGUUGCUGGAUCUGAAAACAACAAAGAAAAGGCUGAAUUCAUGUACAACAAGAUCAUUCCACAAAUGAUUGAGAUCAGAAAGGAAACCGAUAAGAUCGAAGAGAUCGUCGGAAAGGAUGAUUGGCCAAUCCCAACUUACACACAGAUCCUCUACACUGUUUAA
Trichomonas vaginalis G3 is the source of this 2097-nucleotide messenger RNA. RefSeq names its product glutamine synthetase family. The coding region runs from base 1 to 2097 and encodes 698 amino acids. Gene Ontology annotation, molecular function: glutamine synthetase activity. The record is from RefSeq and is a predicted model, not a curated record. The transcript has a single exon. NCBI's taxonomy places the organism in Eukaryota, Parabasalia, Trichomonadida, Trichomonadidae.